UUGUUGAACGAACUAAUUAACAUUUGAGAAUUAUAUUUUUUUUUUAUUCAACAAGGAUGCUGGAGCUAGGGAGCUAGGCACUGCCAUCUGUUUCUUUUUCCGAACUUUCAAGUUUUGCUAGCUUGACUUUCAUUUUUUGUUCGCGGGUGAGCAAAUGCGAGGCACUUACCAAUGGCAUCAAUGGCCAAAGCAAGCAAUGUAACUUCAUUAUUUCUAGGGGGUGCAUGCAAGGAAGAGAAUAGGAAGAAUGAAGCCAUGGCGAAGUUGGGUUUUUAUUCUUCAUGGAACUUGAUCAAACCGAAACGGAAAGGCCUUUUGCUAAUUGCAAGUGCUAAAAAUCCUCAUAAUCUUGACAUGAUCAACGGGAGAAAAGUAAAUGGAAUUUCUGCUGGUGAAGCUCCAUAUACGGAAAAGAAGAACACUGUGUUGAUAAAAGAACACGUUCCUUGCAAACAAGCCCAAGCGGCGAGUUUGGUUGGAAGGUUUGUGGAAGAUAGGCAUGUCUACAGGCAGACCUUCAUCAUCAGGUCUUAUGAAACUGGACCGGACAAAACUGCCACCAUGGAAACGCUUAUGAAUCUCCUUCAGGAAACAGCUUUGAAUCAUGUAAGGAGCUCUGGUCUUGCUGGGAAUGGCUUUGGGGCUACCCGUGAGAUGAGCCUUAGGAAACUCAUAUGGGUCGUCACACGCAUCCACGUUCAAGUGGAGAGAUAUAGCUGCUGGGGAGAUGUUGUGGAGAUUGAUACUUGGGUUGAUGCAGCAGGAAAGAAUGCAAUGCGUAGGGACUGGAUAAUCAGAGACUACAAUACACAGGAGAUCAUAACAAGAGCAACAAGCACAUGGGUGAUUAUGAACCACGAAACACGAAGAUUAACCAAGAUUCCUGAACAAGUUAGGGAAGAAGUGAUUCCAUUCUACCUAAACAGGAUUGCAAUUGCUGAAGAGAAGAACGAUAUUGGAAAGAUUGAUAAGCUUACUGAUGAAAACGCUGAAAGAAUACGGUCUGGCUUAGCUCCAAGAUGGAGCGACAUGGAUGCCAAUCAGCAUGUCAACAAUGUUAAAUACAUCGGAUGGAUUUUGGAGAGUGUGCCAAUGGAUGUCCUGGAAGAGCAUCGUCUGACGAGCAUGACCCUGGAGUAUCGACGUGAAUGCCGGAAAUCCAAUUUGCUAGAGUCCUUGACGAGUUCAACUGCUAACGUGACUGAAGAUUCAAACAACAAUUCUAAUAAUCGCAAGGCAGACUUGGAAUACACACAUCUGCUUCGCAUGCAAGACGAUAUGGCGGAGAUAGUCCGAGCUAGAUCAGAGUGGCAAUCGAAGGACAAACACAGCUGGUGAUUAGAGUGACAAAUCCACGGUCUUUUCUUUCUUUUUUUUUUAAUUCUUUUCGUUUCAUUUUCUUCUCGUCAAGGCGUUUGCCUUUUUCCUUUGCUGUAAGAUAUUAUUCUGUGUAAUUUACAUCUUCAGCCUAUUCUUUGUUCCUUUUUGACCAUUUUUUUUUCUUUUGAAAUUUGAUGUUUUAUUAAUCAAAAAGCUAGAAUGUCAUGUUGA
Molecule: messenger RNA, 1551 nt
Organism: Theobroma umbraticum
Lineage: Eukaryota; Viridiplantae; Streptophyta; Magnoliopsida; Malvales; Malvaceae
Product: palmitoyl-acyl carrier protein thioesterase, chloroplastic-like
Biological process (GO): fatty acid biosynthetic process
Molecular function (GO): fatty acyl-[ACP] hydrolase activity; acyl carrier activity
Source: RefSeq, a predicted model, not a curated record